CCCUGCCCCGCUCUCCGUGGUGGCUUGUCCCCCCAGCCCACAGAGAACCAACCCGUGUUCAUGUUUCCGGCAGUUUCCCUCCGUUCUUCGACGACAACCCGUUUGGCAUCUACCAGAAGAUUCUCGCCGGCAAAAUCGACUUCCCCCGAUACUUGGAUUUCAACGUCAAAGACCUCAUUAAGAAGCUGCUGGUGGUGGACAGGACGCGGCGCCUGGGCAACAUGAAGAACGGAGCCGAAGACGUGAAGAGGCAUCGCUGGUUCCGCCUGGUGGACUGGGAGGCCGUCCCCCAGAGGAAACUCAAG
This is a messenger RNA of Myotis davidii, 305 nucleotides long. RefSeq names its product cAMP-dependent protein kinase catalytic subunit PRKX. NCBI's taxonomy places the organism in Eukaryota, Metazoa, Chordata, Mammalia, Chiroptera, Vespertilionidae. The annotation marks the transcript as partial. The record is from RefSeq and is a predicted model, not a curated record. The transcript has 3 exons.